Molecule: messenger RNA, 765 nt
Organism: Penicillium verhagenii
Lineage: Eukaryota; Fungi; Ascomycota; Eurotiomycetes; Eurotiales; Aspergillaceae
Exons: 5
Coding region: 1-765 (254 amino acids)
Source: RefSeq, a predicted model, not a curated record
AUGCCCCCCAAACGGAAGCGCUCUGGCGACGAGGAAAAUGAGGCCAAAGAUGAAUCGCAAAAGGGCUACGCCUAUCUGAAACCCCAAGUUCGUCGAGUUCCUGAAAAGACAAUCAAAUCGAAAUGGACAACCCUCCCCGAGCCGGUCCAGGACAAGGUCCGAGAGAUGUUCCAUGCGCUUGAACGUCCGGUGGUCAUGCGCCAGUCGAAUGAACGCAAGCGAAUCGAGGCGCAAAGCGCAGUCCAAGCCGUUGUGCGAAAUCUUGCCAAGCGGCUGCCACGAAUGCCAUUCCCGCCUAUUACCAACGGCUCGAACUUUGACUAUGAGUCUGCUCUCGAUGAACACCGAACCCUUGAAGCGAGUCUGGCCACAUUUAAAGAUAGCACCGACCUUCUUAGAGCCGAAAUUGCGAAAGAAGAAGCACUCCUUGCCAAUGAAAAGAAGGAGCUCCAGACUAUGGACAAAAACGCCAAGCGAGCAGUGGCUGAGCGAAAGAGGCAGUCAAAGAAUGAACACCCUGUUCUCAGACAGCUGGAUGAUCUCCCCCAGGACUCCGGGUCUUCUGGAUUUGCACUGGUUGAUACUAAGCCGGACCAGGCAGCAUUGGAUGAGCUCGAAACCGACCCUGAAAUCCAGGCACUGAUGAAGCAAUUACACGGUCACCUCCAAUCUAUGCAGACCAAUACUGCUCCGCUUAUGGGACUGAGAGACGCAAUCACUCGGUCGCAAGCUGCACUGGACAUUUUUGCGGGAUCUGAUGAUUGA